Messenger RNA from Acanthoscelides obtectus, 272 nucleotides. Lineage: Eukaryota; Metazoa; Arthropoda; Insecta; Coleoptera; Chrysomelidae. The record is from the annotation of a GenBank genome assembly.
CACUGAAGCACACGGUGUCGGUGGUUUUUGGAAAUCGAAAGUACAAUGGAAAGCGCAUUGGGUCAAAACGUGGCAAAUGAAAAAAAUCUACGUGCCCAUAUGGAAAAAAGUUUGGGCUCCGGUGAAUAUAAAAGAAUGGAUUCCACUUCCAGAUCACCACAAACCAGGGGCAAUUUGAGCCCCAACAAGAUCAACACACUUCUAGGUCAAAUGACAGUGUAUAACUGCACUUUAUAUGCGCUGCUUACGACUUUUGGUGAAAAGUAGACUGC